This is a messenger RNA of Ctenocephalides felis (cat flea), 1671 nucleotides long. Its product is annotated as major royal jelly protein 1-like. The record is from RefSeq and is a predicted model, not a curated record. Gene Ontology annotation, cellular component: extracellular region. The coding region runs from base 186 to 1556 and encodes 456 amino acids. The transcript is spliced from 7 exons. NCBI's taxonomy places the organism in Eukaryota, Metazoa, Arthropoda, Insecta, Siphonaptera, Pulicidae.
GGUUUCAACCAAUCUAACGUUUUGACGCUUUUCACGAUUGUACAGUGAUAGUAGUAAAAUAAAAGAUACUUAGUAGUAUUUUGACCAAACGAAAAAUAUAGACUUUUGUAGGGUGGUGAAAAAUUGAACUCAUUGACAUCCACUGUUACUUUAGUAGAAGAAAAUACAGAAUAUAUACAUUAGAAAUGCUGAUUCAAUGGGUUGCUAUUCUUCUAAUUGGCCCUCCUUUGGUUAUGUGCGUUGACCUAAAACUAGUACAUGAAUGGCGCGAGUUGGAAUUCGCAUUUCCCUCAAGACACUUGCGUGAAUACGCUCUCCAGAAUGGACUCUACGAAAGGGGUGCCUCGUUACCCAUUGAUGUUGCUGUGGAUUAUAAAGAAAAUGGAGGUUCUAGGAUAUUCGUUACAAUACCGAGGUUUUCAAAUGGGGUACCAAUGACACUUACUACAGUAACGAGGCAGCAAGCCGCUAAUGGACCAAUGUUGGCGGCAUAUCCAGAUUAUUCCUGGCAUUCCAGUCAUGGCCGGAAUUGCAACGGCUUAACAUCUGUGUUCCGGGUCGAUAUAGAUAAAUGCAACAGAAUGUGGGUAUUGGAUACAGGAAUGAUUGGAUCCACACAGCAUUGUCCACCUCAACUUGUAGUUUUUAAUCUGCAUACUGACAAAAUGAUAAUGCGCUACAGAUUCCCAGAAGAUCAAUACAAAAGUGGCAUCAGUUUAUUCGUCACUCCAGUCGUAGACGUCCAAGACAGCAACGGAAAAUGUAGCAAUACAUUUGUCUAUAUUGGAGAUGUAACUGGACAAGGCUUAGUAGUAUUUGACUUGAAAAACGAGCGAUCCUGGCGAAUUAAUAAUAAACUUUUUUAUCCUAAUCCGGAAUGGGGAACAUUCACAAUUCAAGGCGAAUCAUUUGAUUUGAUGGACGGAAUUGUUGGCAUGGCAUUAACCCCACAACAAGCAAAGGAUACACGAUUCAUCCAAAAUUUAUUUAAUCAUGGCAACGGUUAUAAUGGUAAUAAACAUCGUGGAGAACCAAGGACACUAUAUUUCCAUGCUUUAGCAAGUAAUGCUGAAAACAUGGUUACAACUGACGUACUUCUUAACAGCACAAUGUGGACCGAAGAUCCAGAUGCAAAUCCACGACUUUUUGAGACGAUAGGGAAAAGGGAUACCCAGAGCGCCGCCCAGGCCAUAGACAACCACGGCAACUUAUUUUUUGGGCUGGUCAAUCCACAAGCCAUUGCUUGCUGGGACACGAGCACUCCAUACGAACCUCAAAAUCUCAUCACUGUUGCCGAGAAUCCCGAAACAUUACAAUUUGCCAGCGGCGUUAAAGUAAUCAAUAACUUAAUUGGCGGCCAAGAGUUGUGGGUGAUGACGAAUUCAAUACAAAAAUUCAUGACUGGCAGUAUUAAUAAUGAAACCGUAAACUUUCGCAUACAAGCAUUACAAACUGAAGGCCUUCUUGGGCCCGAUGGUCGCUGCACAAGAGUUGGCAGGGGUAGCAAUGCUUCCCAUGGAAGGGCCUCAGGGUAUGCCCCAUUGAUAUUUAAUUAAUAUCUUACUGUACAACAUUCGUGUGAAAUAAGUCUAUACAAAUGCCAAGGAACUAUUUUUUAGUUAUUUAUUUAUUAUUUAUGUGUCUAUUUUGUAUAUGUUUUAAGUUAUUUGC